UCAUCGUAUUUGAGGCCAAGCGGAUGAUUGGCCGGCACUUGUCGAAGCCUCCGGCGAGCGUUCAUUUGUCCGCUUGAACUGCGUCAAGUGGUUGCCGCGGCAACACCCGCUCCAUUCGGAUGACAAAGAAGAUAUGCGACACGUCCCCGCGGCGGCCGCGCAAGACCGGGGCACGCGUCCGCAGUCGCUCGCAGUUGUUCAGGAUGUGGGUGGGCGUGGCGCCAUCCCGCCGCUGCUGGUUCCUCUGCCUGCUCGCUGUCUCGUCUGCGACGCUGCUCCGCCCUCGCCAGCUGCGCCAUCUUCAGUUGGACGCUGACUGGUCACCGCUAGACAGAAGCCACGCCCCUGAAGCUUGGCACGAGCCCGCCCAGGUGGACGAGGACAACAAUGAAGAACGCGGGGACUUCCUGAUGGAGGCGGAGUCCUACGACCAGGACGGUUCGGCGUCGCGCGCCAUGCGCUCGACCCGCCGCUGCAUUCGGCACCAGCAGUCGUGUUUGGGCUUCCCGCUGCCCUGCUGCGACGCCUGCGACACCUGCUACUGUCGCUUCUUCAACGCCAUCUGCUACUGCCGCCGCGUCGGGCACUCCUGCCCGUCGGCGCGCACCUGACGCCGCCCUCCGCGAGCGCGCCGAACCGCCAGGAUGCAUCAAACGCCGGCCCGGAAACACCCGACGGGCCGCCGCGGUCCUCUUCUUUUGCCGCCGCUACCCCCGCUUCUCGUAUCCAUGUUAGAUCGACUGUGCUUGAAAUAAAGGAAGUCCUCUGUU
Molecule: messenger RNA, 770 nt
Organism: Hippocampus zosterae (dwarf seahorse)
Lineage: Eukaryota; Metazoa; Chordata; Actinopteri; Syngnathiformes; Syngnathidae
Gene: agrp
Product: agouti related neuropeptide
Exons: 4
Coding region: 120-611 (163 amino acids)
Biological process (GO): positive regulation of feeding behavior; hormone-mediated signaling pathway; adult feeding behavior
Cellular component (GO): extracellular region
Molecular function (GO): neuropeptide hormone activity; type 1 melanocortin receptor binding
Source: RefSeq, a predicted model, not a curated record